AUGUUGUUAUUUAAGGCAACCCCUGCAAUUAGAGGAAAUGAUACUGAUCAACAAGCAUUACUCCAGUUCAAAGCCAAGAUAACAGGUGAUCAGCUCAAUGUUAUGGAAACCUGGAAUAGUUCCAUUCAUUUCUGCCAGUGGCACGGUGUUACAUGCGGUCACAAGCAUCGGAGAGUCACUAAGUUGGAACUACAAUUUCUCAAACUGUCAGGAUCUUUAUCACCAUACAUUGGAAAUUUGAGCUUUCUCAGGGAGUUGAAUCUUGGAGGCAACAACUUCUACAACCAGAUUCCACAAGAAAUUGGUCAUUUAAUAAAACUAGAAAUAUUGGACCUGACCAAUAACUCCAUCAGAGGUGAAAUUCCAUCCAAUUUAUCUGCUUGUUCUGAGCUUACAAUCAUUGGUAUGAGAGGCAACCAGCUAACAGGAGAAAUACCUGCUUCUCUGGGUCUCUUGUCAAACCUGAAGUACUUGAGUUUUCACAACAACAGUUUGAAAUGGAGUAUCCCACCUUCAUUGGGAAACUUGUCAUCCCUGGAGGUGCUUGCCUUGACGAGGAAUGCAUUAACUGGGAUUAUACCUGAAGCUCUUGGACAAUUGACAAAUCUUUCAUUUUUUGCAGUUGCAACAAAUUCAAUCUCUCAAAUAUUAGUCUUUGAUAUUGGUGGAAACAAGAUCCAAGGUACUCUUCCUUCUAACCUAGGAAUCUCUAUGCCAUAUCUUGAGUUCUUUUCUGUAGGAGGAAACCAAGUCUCUGGACAAAUCCCGAUUUCAAUAACCAAUGCCACAGACCUUAAUGUACUUCAAUUUUCGUUAAAUAGAUUCAACGGAAAUGUGCCUUCAUUAGAAAAGCUGGAUAAAUUGAUAAGCCUUCAACUAGGCGUAAACCAUUUGGGACAUGGGAGAGAAGGGCAACAUUCCUUCUAG
Messenger RNA from Hibiscus syriacus, 927 nucleotides. RefSeq names its product probable LRR receptor-like serine/threonine-protein kinase At3g47570. The transcript is spliced from 3 exons. Gene Ontology annotation, molecular function: protein binding. The coding region runs from base 1 to 927 and encodes 308 amino acids. The record is from RefSeq and is a predicted model, not a curated record. Lineage: Eukaryota; Viridiplantae; Streptophyta; Magnoliopsida; Malvales; Malvaceae.